AGAAAGCCCAGCGGCGUCGCAGUCGAAUGCCAGACUCGGUGGCCGACGGGAGGCAACAACACAACGUCUGCUGUGUGGUAUACGCAACACACACAACAAACAACACACACCCAGCACUUGCAACGACCAUUGCACAUUCGAUUAUUUUAACUGCUGUACAUAUUACGACGUGUUGUGCUGAGACUGCUCUCGUGCAUUUGUUGGGUUUCAGUUUGUUCUCUACGUCAAGUCAACAAAGAGCACAAAAAUUUCGUGUUUUUCUCUCUCCCGAAUUUUUCGUGCGUGAGUUUUAAGCUUGUGUGUGUGUGUGUGUGUGUUUUGGCACAGUGAAACCUGACAGUGCUCUCUGUUGAAAAAGAAAGAAGAACUUCACCUGCUGGCUGUGAUCUUAUUUUUUCCUCAUUUCAACGAUUUCUUUUGAUUUUCAUCAAAGUCAUCCGGUUUGUUUUGGGUUCGUUCCCGAAUCGAGUGAUCAUACAUUUUCUGCGGGCGUGUGUGUGAGAUUGUGCCGGUGAAUGUUGUUUGUAAUAAUACAGACAAAGUCUUCGUGCCGAUCCAUGAAAUGUGUUGUCUAAAUUUCGUCAACUGAACGACGACGAGUGGGGGUUUUAAAUUGCAUCAUCAAAUUGAAUUUGGAGGGUGAAAUCAGCAUGUCGUCGAUUUGCAAGUCGUUCGAGUCGAACGCUUGGCGCAACGACCUGUGCAGCCACUGCUUCCAGUCGAAAGAGGAACACGACCUUUUGCUUUCGCAGCCGAUGACCUCAUCAUCCGGCAACCCGGCAGGAGCAGCAGCAGCAGCCAAAGAUGUCGCGUCAUCUGCUCUUGCCUCCAGCAGCAGCUCCAGCGGAUUGGGUUCACGAUACCAGUCUGUCCUCAAUCACUGCCGAUCUUCGUACCGAACCGGUAGCACCACCACCACCACAGCCAUCAGCAGCAGCAGCAACAGCCUGACGUCGGUGGCGGCUGUCACGGCGCCCGCAAGUUCGGCGAUGAACCCGUCGACCCGUUUACCAACCCGGGUCAAAGCCAUCCUCAAAACUAACGGCAACAACAACCCGACUACCACCACUGGCAGCAGCAGCAGUAAACAUUCCAAGUCGGUCAACUUCCCCGAUGGAGACCAAGACGCCCACGAGGAGGUCAUUGGUUACGGCGGCCAGGAAUGUUUCGAGUCUGACGACGAAACGGACCUGGAAACGGAUCGUCGCGGUGGAUCCUCAUCAGACGACGACGACGAUCUCCCUUUCACCGACGAAGAGCGAUUGAUCCACAAUCAAACGCAAAAGAAUACCAGCUUCAAUUCGGUCAGCCGGAACUUGUUGGCAUCCGAAGUGGCUACUUUCAAGAAUCACGGCGUUUCCACGAACCGGGUCAGCAGCUCAUCGACGACGUCGACGACGUCGUCGGCUCCUUUGGUGACUAUUCGACCCUUUGGCCAGUCGGCUCCCAGCACGUCGCUGGCCAGCGCCCCGCGGAUCAAGUUAAACGGACCGACGUCGUCGUCGUCGUCGGAUUGCCCCAAGAUCAAUUUGGUGUCGCCCAUGCGCAACGGACAAGUGCUGACGGGCGGAAUGGCCCGCAGCCUCACGGCCGCCACCACCACCAACCAGAGCAACAACAAAGAGCAGAUGAAGAACCGUGAAAACCUGUUGAAGAAAUCGGAGCCGUCGAUUGACGUUGUCAAAAAACCCGAAGUUGAAAAGAUUACGUCCUUUUCCGAUCCGGUUCCGGCCACCAAAAUCACCAAAGAAUCCGCCAACAAGGAACAACCGGCACCCAAAAGUCCGCCGAGUUCGCCGACACCUCCGGCGACCAUCAACAACAACAACAACAGGAAUACAAAGGCCAUUGUUUUACAGUCGAGCCGGGUUGCGUCCGGCCGGAUUGUCGAGUCCGAGAACUCGAAUAAUAAACCGUCAUCCAACCGGAGCACGUUGACCAGGAAGCCUCCAGUGUGGAGGGAAAAGCCUCGCAUUCCAAUCAAGCCGCAAACGACCGUCUCCAUUAAUAACCAGCCCAACGGAAUCUUAGUCGAACCCAAUAAUGCAUCGCAUCCGGCCGGCAACAGCAACAACAAGGUCGAACCUGUGGUGGUGGUGGAACAGCAACCGACGAUCAAGACCCAAAACCCUGCCGACUGCCAGCCGGGACAGAUAAGCAUCCGCUUUGUCCAUUUGUCAUCUGGCGGCGAAGAUUCCGCCAAACCCGCACCGUCCGUCUUACCGCCAUUAGUUCCGGCCAACAAUCUACAAAAGUCUCAAGUCGUCAGACAACUGAGCGCCCUGGAACGUUUAGAUUUGCUCGGCUCUUCUGAAAAUAUCGCGGAAACAUUGGCCACUAAUUGCCCGUCCUUGCCGGAAUCGUCCCCGAAGGUCCCGGAUAAUGGAAUGAUUUCGCCAGCAUUUGUCUUUGAAAACCUUCCGGCGCCGGAAGUGGUCGUUGCCCCGCCAAGAACUCCUUCGCCGAUGAUGGUCGUCGCAAACGAAAUCAAUAACAAUCCCAUCAAGGCCGUUGCGCCCGAACCGGAGACGUCAGCAGUCCAGUUGCUUCCUGAACCGACGACGACGGACUCGACGACGUCCAGCAGCCACAAAUCGCCCGCAUUAAUGGCCAAGAAAGCGGAAGAAACAAGAGAAGCGCAAGGAAUAACCAAAGUUGAAGGGUUUUCCAGCGACUGUCGAUCGAAUUCGACCCGGGGACUGACCCGGUCCGCCUUCGAAGCGCUUAGGGCCAAUUUGGCCGGAUCGUUGGAAUUAUCGCGAGUUUGCCAGCCUCAGUCGCGGGCCGGCAACAGUGGCAACCCUAAGCGUCAGGCUCCUCCCACUCCGCUUUCGUGCGAUGCGGAAGAUUUGACGGGUCAGCAGCCCGAUUCGGGUCCGUCGUCCCCUCCACCUUCUUUGGCUUCCCUGGCGGAUCCCGUGGCCGUUUCUUCAGCUCCGCCGACUCCUCCGACGUCAUCAAUUCCGCCUACGCCUCCUCCUGCGCCAGCUCUUCCUCCGCUGGCGGAUUUUGUCAUCCCGAAAAAAGAAUCACCACCUCCGCCGCCGGAAGUGGCCGGAAGACCCGGCGAUCGGGCCAUUUCGGCCAGCCCGCGCUUCCGCAACAGCUUGAUCUGCACGUCGCCGGACGGCGGAUCGGUGGCCAUGGACGAGGAGGAUCAAGGGCAUCCGCGUUCCGUUUCUCUGACCCGGGUCGAGCGCUCCGACAGCCAAUCGAUGGCGACCAAACCGCCGUCGCUGCGCAAGUUCAUCAAGGAGCGGGCCACUCACUUCCUGCACAUGGCGGAAGCCGGAGGAAGCUGCGGCGGGUCGGCCAGACCUUCCGGCUCGCGACUGUCGCGCUCUGAGCGGUUCGCGGCCGAGAGCUGCACAGCCGUCGGCACAGUCAACGGUAAAAAGGGCAAGAGCCGGUUCUCGCUGCGCAAAUUGCUGGGUCUCAAGAAAGAUGGCGGAUGGGACGAACCGGUCGAGCCGCUGCCGCCGAAAAUCAGACCGGAAAUCGUUCACCCCAUUGACUUCCAUCCCAUCGGCCAGGUUCAAGUCGUGCAGGGCAAAAUAGAGACGACGGGCGAGAGCGGCAUCAUCGGACGCUCGCCCGCUCACGACUCGAUUUCCUCCACCGACUCGGGUCGCCAUUCCUCGCUGGAAAUGCAGCAGAGCGACUCGUCAAUGGGCAGCAGCGACUGCCCGUCACCGGUCAAUAGUCACCAAAGCCCCUCCUUCAAAACUGCUUCACUCAAAGGCCGACCGAAACCUCCUCCGCCACCGCGUCAACACUCGCUGGACCAGCCGCACCACCACCAGUCGCUGGUCGUCGCCGCUCCUUACCGUAUCAACACAACGACGACUCCGACGGGCAGGCCGUCGCGUCCGCCUCCGCCGAAAUCUGGCGAAUCGACACCACCCCAGCACGAAGUCAACCGAUUUUCGCCCGUCCAGAACAACACCACCAACCGGGCUGGUAAUGCGGCCGAAUACGCGAAUCUAGGUGACAUACGAAAUGGAAUCAUGCCCAAGAAGCCGGAACGGAGUGCCAGUCUGAGAACGAGGGAACGUUCCAUGCCGUACGAUUCGCUGGAAUUGAAACAGGACGGAUUGCAUUACGAUUGCGUUUCGAUCCAGCAACAGCAGCAGCAACAGCAGCCGUCGCCAGUCCAUAAACCUACAGCUGACGAGGACGGCUACAUCAUUCCGAUGCGGAUGAAAUCCAGUCCGUCAUUUUCAUCCGUUUCCUCGUCGUCGGCCAGCUCCGGUCAGCGACACAGCCUCACGAGCUUCCAGCCUGCCCAGGAAGGUGGUCCACCUUCUAGGCGAUCCAGCCGGCUCUCCGGUGUGCGUCAAAGCCGUCAGGACCUCCACGUCAAAUUGGAGGAUCAUUAUGGAACGGUGACGGGUGCCAAUUUCCAGGCGCUGGCGCAACUCCUCGAGCAGGCGACGAGUAAGCGACCCCUUGCGCCCCACUUUCACGAGUUGCGUCGCGUCAAGAGUCAAGAUUUGAAGUGGAACGUUUUCGACGAUCAUUGCGUCCUCCUGAGGACGGCCAGCGUGACGUUCAUGCAGAGCAGUUGGCAGAACCACGACCUCCUUCUCUCGGUCUACAACGAUAGCCUACAGGAGAUGGCCGAGAAUAAGGCGCCGUUCGCCCAGCCGGCCGUCGUCACUUUUACGACCCAAGUUCCAGCGCCACUCCUCCCUGUUCUGGGAAUCAAAACUGCUGGAAUUGAAGUUUUCCCACCUGGUCAAGUGGCCAUGUUGAAACAAUUGCCACACCUGUUGGCUUUGGAAAUGGAAGGGCCGAUGGAGCGCCUCCAGCACAGCUUCUCCAUCCUCUUGCAAAUCUGCCGGGCACUGGAGUGGCUUUUGCAACAGAAGCGAGCGGCCAACCAUCUCAAUCACGAAGAGAUUGUCUUUUAUCGUGAACAUAGUCAAGACGCCUACCGACUCCUCUGGCUGCCGCAAGACGCCGAGCCGGCCUACGGUCUCUCAGUCAAGGAAACGCUGUCCAGCUGCAUCCGACUUUUGGCACCUUUGCUGCCCGGCCAACUGGCCGACAAGCUUUUUGUCAUCCUGCAACGAGACGUGGCGUCCGUCGACCGGAUGUGUCAAUUCCUCGAGUUCACCAUGUUCGGCCCGUCGGCCGAUCUGAUUGACGGCGAUCACGAUCAAUCCGAUCUGGACAUGUUUCAACGCUGGCUGGACGUCGAGCGAGCAUCUACGCUCAACGAGCUCAUCCGGACGCAGGGUCUGUGGCGCGUCAAGCUGUCCGUCGUGGAAGAGUUCCGCUUGUCCUUUCUCAUUUCCACCUCCCCGCAUCAUCUUCUCGAUACUAGCCAAAUAUAAAAAAUUUUGUUUUUUCCGUUUUUUUUUUUUUUGUUUUUCCAGUAAAUUUCAUUUUUUUUUUAAACAUUUUUCCAUACAUGUUCAGUCUGGUCUCUGGUGUGCCUUGAUCUAAUUUCCUUAUUAUCUCCUCAAUUCUGUCGAAUCCUUUUUUCCCCCUUUUCAUAACACUCAUUCAAUCGGCUCCCUUCCAAUUCGAUUGCUGGGUUAGAAACACCGUUGAAAACACGUAUACAUUCCAUGUAUAUCAUUCAUCCAGAUAUCAAUAAAUAUGCCUUCCAAUUAAUUCGCCGUCCUUUUUACCAUGUAACAAAAAUGUCAUCGUAACCGGUUUUAAAAAAAUACAGUAUAUUGCAAUCAUG
This is a messenger RNA of Daphnia pulex (common water flea), 5698 nucleotides long. RefSeq names its product mucin-5AC-like. The coding region runs from base 651 to 5339 and encodes 1562 amino acids. Lineage: Eukaryota; Metazoa; Arthropoda; Branchiopoda; Diplostraca; Daphniidae. The record is from RefSeq and is a predicted model, not a curated record. The transcript is spliced from 7 exons.